This is a messenger RNA of Porites evermanni, 1176 nucleotides long. The record is from the annotation of a GenBank genome assembly. Lineage: Eukaryota; Metazoa; Cnidaria; Anthozoa; Scleractinia; Poritidae.
AUGCUCUACAAUUCAGCUCUAUACAUCGUAAGAACAGAGAGGAACACCAUGCGGUCUCUGUUCCUUAUUACGCUGACAACACAAGCCGUAUUAACGUUGGCUAAUCAAUACGACCCUCAUGUUUUUCCAGCGGAUGGCCCGUUCAUGGAAGGAUGGUAUGCAAGAAUAAUAGAUUUUGAAUCAAACCACUCAUUUGGCAUUCUAUUUGGACAAGUUAUAAGACGAAAACAGGGCGCCCACUUCAACAAUUACCCGCUGAACAUGGUGUCGAUAAUUCACAGCAAAGGGGAUGAGAGCUCUAUGGAAAGUUUCGAAGUUUACCCUUCGAGCGAAAAUGUGAAGGUGACAGUUCGCGGCAAGCCAGUUACGGACGAUCCCGAUUUCAAAUCUCCGGCGAACUUCGAAUGGCGCGCGGAACCGUAUGGAUAUUUCAGAGUUACCGAACAGGAAACGAGGUUCAAUUUUACAAAUGUAAGCGGAGUAAGCUUCAUUGGCGUUUUGGGACCACCGAGACCCUGGGGCCCAAACGGGGAGGGCCCAGAGGGGUGGAUUGGUCAUGUACCUUUUCUUCCUUUGCACUGGUUUGUGUACAGUUUAGGCUCAGAUCUUAUAAACUACAACUGGAUCAAUGAAAACACUGGGGAAAUGCUGCGAGGAAAUAAAGGCCUAGUACACCAAGAAAAGAACUGGGGCAAAGGAUUUCCGCCAGCUUGGAUCUGGGGGGAGGGUGUCGAUGGACCUUCAGGGUCCUCAUUUGCAAUAUCUCUUGGAGUCCUUGAUAUAGCCUCAUUUGACAUCCCAGCACAUUUGAUUGGGUACCGCAGCUCAAAAGUGACACUCAACUUCAGGCCAACAAAUUCUUGGUUAACAAAGCAUAUCGACGGCUGUACUGGCAUGAUGAAUGCAACUGUGCAAAGCUUUGAGCACAAACUUGAAUUUGAAAUCCAUGCAGCUCCAUCAACAUUCCAGACAUGUUUGCUUGGGCCAACUGAGGAUGGUUUUGCCCCUAUUUUGGUUGAGAGCUAUGUUGCACUUGCUAAAUUUCAUGUCUAUAAGUCAACCUUCAGAGGUUAUGAACUGAUUGAGACAAGAACAUUCAAGUCCGCAGCCUUGGAAUUUGGUGGCUUGUAUCUUUGCAUGGAUAAAAAUCCUUGUAAAGAAAAGUGGCUUUUGUAG